This is a messenger RNA of Musa acuminata AAA Group (dessert banana), 1634 nucleotides long. RefSeq lists its product as uncharacterized. Gene Ontology annotation, cellular component: chloroplast. Bases 134 to 1201 code for a protein of 355 amino acids. The transcript is spliced from 9 exons. NCBI's taxonomy places the organism in Eukaryota, Viridiplantae, Streptophyta, Magnoliopsida, Zingiberales, Musaceae. The record is from RefSeq and is a predicted model, not a curated record. Gene Ontology annotation, molecular function: S-adenosylmethionine-dependent methyltransferase activity.
CAACAUGUGAGACCGUAAAAUUCCGACAACCGUCAUCACCGUAAAAUGACAUCCCGCGAUCUAAUUCGAGAUCGUCGUACUUUAUCUUACUGUCGCCGGGGUUCAAAGCGAGAAGCGGUGGGUGUAGGGAAACAUGACAACAGCUCUGGGAAACGUGGGAGGCGUCCUCCUCCACCUCCCGCUCCGCCACUUCCUCUUCAAUCCUCGCCGGAGUCUCAUUCCCAAACCCCACCUCCUGGCUCGAGGCGUAGUUAUUCGAGCCGCCACCACCUCUUCCUCCUCUCCUCCUGGGACGGCCACCGGCGACUCCAAUCCGGUAACACAGGAUCUCACUGAAGAUGCAAAAGUUAGCACUGGCAUCCCCAUAUUAGCUUGUCCUAUUUGUUACAAUUCUUUGAUCAGCAAAAAUGGUCCAGGCUUAACAUUAGCAUUCCAGUCUGCGUCCAAUCUUGAAUGCCAUACUUGCAAGAAAGAUUACCAAAACAAUGGUAUAUAUCUUGAUCUGGCAGUAGCUAGUGGAUCCAAGGAUUAUGCUGAAACUAUGCCAGCAAUGACUGAACUUUUCAGGAGCCCAUUGGUAUCAUUUCUUUACGAGAGGGGAUGGCGCCAAAAUUUUGUAUGGGGUGGUUUCCCUGGUCCAGAGAGAGAGUUUGAAAUGGCUAAAGGUUAUCUUAAACCCAGCACUGGUGGAACUAUUAUAGAUGCAAGCUGUGGGAGUGGCUUGUUCUCAAGGCUGUUUGCUAAGAGUGGGAUGUUUUCGCUUGUUAUAGCUUUAGAUUUCUCAGAGAAUAUGCUGCAGCAAUGCUAUAAUUUCAUCAACCAGGAGGGCAUGCCAAGAGAGAACUUGAUUUUGGUGAGAGCUGAUAUCUCUAGGCUCCCUUUUGUCUCAAGUUCAGUUGAUGCUGUUCAUGCUGGUGCUGCCAUACAUUGCUGGCCUUCUCCAUCUGCUGGUGUAGCAGAAAUAAGCCGAGUUCUGCGCCCUGGAGGUGUAUUUGUUGCAACAACCUUCAUCUUGGAUGUCUUGCCUCCGGUUAUUCCAAUCUUGAAAACAGUCCGCCAGUAUUAUAUCCGUGCCUCGAGCAAUUACCUCUAUCUAUCAGAAGGUGAACUUGAAGAUCUCUGCCAGACAUGUGGCUUGGUCAAUUUUACAUGUGUGAGGAAUGGACCUUUUGUGAUGAUAUCUGCAACCAAACCCAGUUAAUCAUGACAUUGUAUACAAAGCUCAUAACCCGAUUUUUAUGACCCUUGCAACUCACUUAUUUUUGAAAGGUGCAUGAUUGUGUAGUCGUUCAUGUUGAUCAUGAACAGAAUAAUCUCCUUGUCUGCUCUCGGACUUUCUCCAAGGAAAGGAAGGGGGGCUGCUGCAGAGGAUGUGAUAAGACUCUGCACUGUGAACUUGCAGUCGCUAAUGCCAUUUUUACUAGGUCGAAGCUGCUUAAUUCUUAGGGUUGUAAUCCUGUAAAAAGAGGAUGGUGGGAUUCUUCUUCUGCCUUUUCUCAUGCUUAAACAGAAAAGAUAUAUAUACCUGCCUUGAGUUAACUUAAAUGCAUAUUCUGUAGAAGAAUCUUCUCCUUCCUUUUCAUAUAAUUUGCUAAAGGAAUAAAUUUGUGUGUGAGAUGGCAUGCAAUUAAGCA